Messenger RNA from Meriones unguiculatus (Mongolian gerbil), 3222 nucleotides. It is a transcript of the gene Fxr2, whose product is annotated as FMR1 autosomal homolog 2. The record is from RefSeq and is a predicted model, not a curated record. NCBI's taxonomy places the organism in Eukaryota, Metazoa, Chordata, Mammalia, Rodentia, Muridae. The transcript has 16 exons. Gene Ontology annotation, cellular component: dendritic spine neck; dendritic filopodium; postsynaptic density. Bases 347 to 2383 code for a protein of 678 amino acids. Gene Ontology annotation, biological process: regulation of modification of synaptic structure; regulation of dendritic spine development; positive regulation of translation. Gene Ontology annotation, molecular function: translation regulator activity; protein homodimerization activity; mRNA 3'-UTR binding.
GGGGGAGGUGGAGGCCGUGGAGCGGCAGCGGCAGCGGCGGGUCCCGGGACUGAGGCAGCAGCGGGGGCGCCGGCGGGCGGAAGCCGAGGUGACGAAGGCGGCGGCGGCGGCGGCGGCCGUUUCCCUCACGGUGGCGGAGACCAAGGCGGCGGCGGACGGGGAGCGGCCCGGCCCCGGCCCCCUGCUCGUCGGCUGUAGCAGGGCCGCCGUGGGACCGGCCCGGCUCCCGCCCCCCGCGGCUCCCCCUCCGGCUCCUCCUCCCGGGAGACGCCGGGGGCCCGGCCCGGCCCGCGCGCAGAGCUCUGCCUCGGCCGCCGCCGGCGCGGUCGGAGGUGGCGGCGGCGCCAUGGGCGGCCUGGCCUCUGGGGGGGACGUGGAGCCGGGGCUGCCCGUCGAGGUGCGGGGCUCCAACGGAGCCUUCUACAAGGGCUUUGUGAAGGAUGUCCAUGAAGAUUCUGUCACUAUCUUCUUUGAAAACAACUGGCAGAGUGAGAGACAGAUUCCUUUUGGGGAUGUCCGACUCCCACCUCCAGCUGACUACAACAAGGAGAUCACAGAAGGAGAUGAAGUCGAGGUCUAUUCAAGAGCUAAUGAACAGGAACCUUGUGGCUGGUGGCUGGCGAGGGUGCGGAUGAUGAAGGGAGAUUUCUAUGUCAUUGAGUACGCUGCCUGUGAUGCUACCUACAAUGAGAUUGUCACCCUGGAAAGACUUCGGCCAGUUAAUCCCAAUCCCCUUGCAACCAAAGGCAGCUUCUUCAAGGUUACCAUGGCUGUGCCUGAGGAUCUCAGAGAGGCCUGCUCCAACGAAAAUGUCCAUAAAGAGUUCAAGAAAGCACUGGGAGCCAACUGCAUCUUUCUCAACAUCACAAACAGUGAGCUCUUCAUUCUGUCAACCACAGAAGCCCCUGUGAAGAGGGCAUCUUUGCUGGGUGAUAUGCAUUUCCGAAGCCUUCGCACCAAAUUGCUGCUCAUGUCUCGCAAUGAAGAAGCUACUAAGCACCUAGAGACAAGCAAGCAGUUGGCAGCAGCGUUCCAAGAGGAGUUUACAGUUCGAGAGGACCUGAUGGGUCUGGCAAUUGGGACUCACGGUGCCAACAUCCAGCAGGCCCGAAAAGUGCCAGGAGUGACUGCCAUCGAGUUGGGUGAAGAGACCUGUACUUUCCGCAUCUAUGGGGAGACGCCAGAGGCAUGCCGACAGGCCCGAAGCUAUCUGGAAUUUUCCGAGGACUCUGUACAAGUGCCCAGGAACCUGGUUGGCAAAGUGAUUGGAAAGAAUGGGAAAGUGAUUCAAGAAAUUGUGGAUAAGUCUGGAGUGGUGAGGGUUCGUGUGGAAGGUGAUAACGACAAGAAGAACCCCAGGGAGGAGGGAAUGGUUCCCUUCAUAUUUGUUGGCACCCGAGAGAACAUCAGUAAUGCCCAGGCCCUGCUAGAGUAUCACCUUUCCUACCUGCAGGAGGUUGAACAGCUUCGCUUGGAGAGACUGCAAAUUGAUGAGCAGCUUCGGCAGAUUGGGCUGGGCUUUCGCCCACCUGGAAGUGGACGGGGCGGCAGUGGUGGUGGCAGUGACAAGGCCGGCUAUACCACAGAUGAGAGCUCCUCCUCCUCCCUGCAUGCGACCAGAACCUACGGGGGCAGCUACGGGGGCCGAGGCCGGGGCCGGAGGACUGCUGGUGCUGCCUAUGGCCCCAGCUCAGACCCAUCCACAGCUUCUGAGACAGAGUCAGAAAAAAGAGAGGAGUCUAAUCGAGCAGGACCUGGUGACCGAGAUCACCCAAGUCGUGGAGAAGAAAGCCGGAGGCGGCCGAUUGGGGGCCGGGGAAGGGGACCCCCACCUGUUCCCCGGCCUACCUCAAGAUAUAACUCGUCCUCUAUUAGCUCAGUGCUAAAGGAUCCAGACAGCAAUCCUUACAGCCUAUUGGACACAUCAGAACCAGAGCCCCCAGUUGAUUCAGAGCCUGGUGAACCCCCUCCAGCAAGUGCCCGCCGUCGCCGUUCCCGCCGCCGCCGCACUGAUGAAGACCGGACUGUCAUGGAUGGAGGCCUGGAGUCUGAUGGUCCUAACAUGACAGAGAAUGGCCUGGAAGACGAAGCAAGACCCCAGAGACGUAAUCGCAGCCGCCGCCGCCGCAAUCGUGGUAACCGAACUGAUGGGUCCAUCAGUGGAGACCGCCAGCCAGUGACUGUGGCAGACUAUAUCUCACGGGCAGAGUCUCAGAGCCGCCAGCGGCCACCUCUGGAACGCACGAAACCCUCAGAGGAUUCUCUUUCAGGACAGAAGGUAGGUAGUCAAGAUGCAGCUUACCCCACUCUUAAGUUUGAGGCAGGGACACAGAAAACUUCCCUAAGAAAUAUCAGAGUUGCUGAAUUGGCUCUAUCUGGUUAAGCUGACAAUAGGCCAGAGCUUGCACAAACAGGAGACGAGGCUCACGGUGACUAGAGCCUAGGCCCUGGUCUCCAGGUCUCUCUGUAAUGAGGACUGCCUACCCCUGGUGUAUUCAUGAAUUGCUUUCUUUUUCCUCCCCCUCUCUUUAGGGUGACUCUGUUAGCAAGCUUCCCAAGGGCCCCUCGGAGAAUGGGGAGCUCUCUGCCCCCCUGGAGUUGGGUAGUUUGGUGAAUGGGGUUUCAUAAAACCUCCAGUCCACAUCCCUCCUCUCUCCAUCUCGCUUGCUGCCCACCACCAUGGCCCUCAUGGGUCCAACUGACCUACGCUGGAGCUGCUCUUAUCUACGGGGGAGGGGGGUGGCACAGCAGCUUGGGUCCCCCCCAACCUCCAGGAGCUAGUGGAGGGGUGUGUAACAGGGUCAUACCCCCUCCCUCUUGUCCACCCUACCCCCCAGGGUGAGGGGAGCCUCCCCUUCCCUAUCAGACUGGAUGUGCCUUUAUCCUCUAAUGCCCCGACCUCUGAACACCCCCAUUCUCCGCCUGUUGGUGGGGGUGCUCCUUGACUCACCCAGAUUUGACAGUUCAGGGGGGCUCCCCUGCUAUCCCUCCUCCCAUCCUGUACCCCCCAUUUCUGGGGCCUCAUCACUGUGGAAGACGGGGAUAGUGAGGGUAUUUGUGGGUGGGAGGCAUGGGGAAGGUUUUGGAGUAGAACCAGGGGUGUGUACGAAGGGGUGACAAGGUCCCCCGGGGCGUUGGGGAUACCCUUGUCUGGUGGAUGAGAAGGCGUAUUUAUUUUUCACUGUACAGUAUUUAAAAAGAGAAUAAAAAAAUUCAAAUGGC